Molecule: messenger RNA, 4846 nt
Organism: Varanus komodoensis (Komodo dragon)
Lineage: Eukaryota; Metazoa; Chordata; Lepidosauria; Squamata; Varanidae
Product: cytochrome b-245 chaperone 1
Exons: 7
Coding region: 418-990 (190 amino acids)
Source: RefSeq, a predicted model, not a curated record
CCAUGCUUUGCGCUAAAUUACCUUCGGCUUACCCGCCUUCCCUCCCCCGCGCUCCGUCUCGCCCAGUGCGGACCCCUCCAUCACUCUCCGUGCAUCGGCUGAAGCGGGCGACACGCGCCGGUCGGCCAGGCGCCGCGAAAGUCUUCAGCGCUCCUUAGCGCUCUCCCCUCCCUGGAAGACUCACGCGAGAAGAGGAAGUGGCGGCGGCGCAAGACUCCCAUUGUUGCAUCGGCAGCUCCGUGCCGCUCAAGGGAUACGUUCCUUUUGUUUAGCUCUAUGGUUGACUGUGGGGGACCGUCUAGUUUAGCUCUAUGGUUCUGAAGCAUCGUGCCCGCCGCCUGAGAGUUUGAAGCGGCGGCUCAGGUGACUUCUGUGAGUGCUCUUGUGCUCUGCAGAUACCAUCAUCUAUUUCCAAAGAUGUAUAUGCUGGUUGAAAACCACUCAGACACAGUUCUUCAUCUGAAGAGGUCACCUGGUAUCAGAUCUUGGUCUCUUCUUGUAGGGAUCUCUUCUGUAGGUUUGGCUGCUGGUUACUACAGUGACGAUAGCUGGGGAUGGAAAUUCUUUUAUCUUGUUGGCUGUCUCUUUGUUGCUGUGCAAAAUCUGGAGGACUGGGAGGAAGCUAUAUUUCAAAAAGAUGCAGGGAAAGUUAUUCUAAAGUCGUUCAAUCUUUACAAAAAGUUGCUGACCCUGUCAAAGGCUGGUCACGAACAAGCAGUGGUGGUUCCACUGGAUGAAAUUCGGGCUGUCAAUGUGGAAGAAGAGAAAGUGCGUUACUUUGGGAAGGGAUACCUAGUUGUGCUGCGGUUUGGCACCGGGUUUUCGCAUCCUCUGACACAGAGUGCAGUGAUGGGCUGCAGAAGUGAUGUUGAGGCUGUGGCCAAGCUGAUUACUGGCUUUCUUGAACUGAACAAGGUGCCAACUCAGCUAGACUUUGAAAACAGCAGUGAAACCGACAUUAGUGAUGAAGAGGAACCCAAGGACAAGUAGCUAUGUGAAUGCUGAUGGACAGAAAACAACAACUGUAGUACAGAACAGAACUGCGUAUCUUUUGGGUUCUAGACAUUUCUCUUGAUUUUUGGCUUUCCUUCUGUGUAAAUCUCUUUCUAGCUAGAGCUACCAAUUUAGAAGGAAAGGGACCCCUAGAUGAACUCUUAUUUUUGAUGUCUUUCAUCCUUCCCAACUCAGCAAAUCUUUAGUUGAAACUUACCUUGAUGUGACCUUAGAGGAACCAAAGCAAAAUGUUGGCCCAGUUCAGAUGAUCACCUAAACCAGAGGUACGGAACUUAAGGCCUAGGAUUAAGAUUCAGUCUACCUGGGACCCCCAACUUCCCGUUGUUACUCAGAAAGUCUCUGGCUGCACCCUUUUCCCUCCAGUGACCUAUUGCUGGUUUCCAGACCUCUGUCCAGUUUUUCUCCAAUAUAAAAAGUUAAAAUGCAUCCCCUAAGGGUUUGGUACUGAAAAAGAGCCCUGAAGUAUACUAGUAUUUUGGCACUGCUCACCACUGGUAUGUGGCUCUUGAGAAUGUCUUCAAAAUGGAAUUUAACCCUUGGACUGAAAGAGUUUCUUCUCCCUGACCUAAAAGGUGAGCCUUGAGCUCACGCCAAGGUGAGAGAGAGAGACCUUUCCUUUCCGUGCAGGAACUUUCACAUCAGGACUACAAUUCUGCCCAAACCUGGAACUGUUUUUUCCCCUAAACAAAUUUAACCAAAGCAAAACAGUAUUCUAAACCAUGGCUAGAACAAGCCACAUGUAAUACUGGACUGGUUUUUUCAAAGAGGAAGCAUUUACUCUUGCACGCAAAGAAAAAGAGAGUAAGGUGAUCCCAAGUUUAUUGUGACUUGUCAGUUGUGAAACCCAUGAUUUUGGUGUUUGUCUGAAGAAGAGCAUUAUUGUUGCCUUACUUGUAAACAAAUCUUAACAAGCCAUCUUAGUCAUUAGUUACAGACUACUAAGAUCUAUAUGUUUCUGUAUUCCACCAUGUAUUUGACAGCAGUCAAAUCCAACUUUGAUGCUCCUGUGUAACUUAAAUUUUUCUAUGUUAACAUCAUUUUCCAAAGGAAAUUUCCAGUGUAACAGAUAUUCAGAAGAACCAUUUUUUAAAAAUGCAUUUGUGGAAGUGGGUGUGUGAGAGAGCAAGCGAAUGAGUGAACGAGCUGUCGAUAUGGUUUAAUUGUAAGGUUUUAUUUUUUAAGAAAGGAAAGGCAGGAAACUUCAGAAUGGUUGAGCUGGUUUGAUUUAUCUCAAAUAGGUGUUAAGAGCUGUCCUUAAUUUAAAAAUAUAUACCUCACAGUGUAAGAGUUGCAAGGGUGCAAACCAACUGUGAUGGCAGGAAGCCUCCCGGAGACUCAUGUGCACAAUGGGAGGAAUGAUGGGAAGUGCUAUCUGCCUCCCUGCCCUUCUUGCCUUGCAUUUUUGCUAGACGACUGUUUUUGACUGGGAAGUGGGGGGCAUGGGGGGUGGGCAGGCAAGGAGGCUACAAAUGAGAGGGGUUAUGUCAUACCCUGGCCUCUGCAGUCUCCCCUCCCUGCCCACCAGAGCACUCCCGUGAAGUUGAGUUCCUGACUUCAGAGAGGAAGGUAGGGUGGUUGUUCCUGCACUGGCUGUGAGCUGGGGCUCUAAGGGUGGGAAAUCCAAGUACCCUGUGUCUCCUAGGUGAGGUCUAGGAGCAUAUGCGCACUCUGAAAGUGUCUUUGAUUUACAUCUAUACUUUGUGUUAUCUUUGUAAUGGUAGCUAUUUUAUAAUAAAUGUCUAGGGUUAGAGUGAAAAAAAAAUAGAUUUCAGAUCAUUCCUACCACUCAAGUGUUUUAAGGUGUCAAUUGUUAAUGUGAACUGUUCUGUAGAAUAGCAUUUCAUUUGUUGUACAAAUUGUAAAGGUACCUGCACUGUUUGAUAGUCAGUAUUAAGAUAUCUGGUCAGAGACAUGAAUUUCUUAGUAGAAGAGUGGAGAAAUCUGAAAAACCAUCCUGUAGAUACUUGCUUACUGUAGAUAUGAGUGCAGUCAAUGGAUGGGGGGGGGUGUUUUUAUUUUGGUGAAUCUUAAGUGCACAAAACUUGAAAUAUCAGACAACACCUGUAUUUUUGAGCGUUCUCUAAAAGUGUAGGUCAGGCUCAAAUUCAUUUGUAUUAGAAUUUAAAUCUAUUGCAGUGACGAAUUACAUCUAUCUAAAUCAGAUUAAAUAGCAAUUUCUCCAUAUCUCAUAUUUUCCUUCAACUACAGAUUUGCGGCCUUGGGAUGGUUAAGGAGCUUCCAGUGCAUUUGCCUCUUGCAGCUGCAGCCACCAGUUCCAUCUGGUGAGAUGCCUGCAGUCUCUUCUAUUGCAUGGGAAGCUGGUGCUUAUCAUCCACGUUAAGGCCCAACUACUGCCAGGCACCCUGUGUAGGUACAUAUCCAUGUUCUGCUGGAACAAGCCAGGGUCUAAGUAGUACCUAAUUUCCAUGGACUUGGAUUAAACUGUUGAAGGUACAUGGUCUUUUCUGUAGACUCUCAAUGUGAUUGCUGUCUACUGCAGUCCUUCAGCAUAAGGCAGGCUGCAAGUCUGAAAAAUGCACACUUCUGAGGAAAGCUCAGGCUCAACUUUUGGCCAAGGCAACAAGUAGCCUUGAUCCAAAUGGUGAUUCAUUAGCUCAUUUGAACAUUAGGCCUACUUGAACAAUAGCUCUUCCUAGGUGAAGCACAGUACUUAAACACGUGUGCUCUUUGGGAGGAUCUUCAAGCAGCAGCAGAAGUGUAAAUAAGAUUCGUUGGACUGUCUGCAUGUACUGUAUAGGGUCUGACAAUAGUAAAGGCCAGUGUAUUUCAUACUCGAGUUACCACUAAAUGUCCAAACCCCAGAAGCUCUGUGUGAACCACAAGGAACUCAGUUGCAGCCAUUUAGUACUGACAUUCCAGUACUAUAAAUUAAUUUUAAAUUUAUUAGCAAUCCUGUUUGAAUUUGAAAGGACCACUCAUUCCAUAGUGGUCCAUCAUGUCAAGCUUGUUAUAGUUGGUAAAAUUAUGGGAAAUAACAGUAGAAGGGGAAAUUGUGUUGCUUCACCAUGUUGGAUUUUUUAAAGAUGACCACAGUUGCAGUGCUAUACAAACUUACCUGGGCGUAAGUCAUUUGAACUCAGGUUACCUCUGAGGAGGAAAGACCUCACUGUCUGCCUUCAGUAUUCUGGCUUUCAAACUGCACUGGUUUUGGCUUACAACUCCUGAAUGUGGUUGAAGUUUUAAUCCACUGAUUAGACAAUUAAAAGAUGUUACACUGUGGGAACGAUUAGUUCUGGGAAUGAGGAAUACAGCGAGGUUCCCUUUAUGAAUUCUGAAAUGGUGUCUUAGCAGCAAAAUGGUGCAUUUUUCCUCCCCAGUUCUAAACCUGAGCUAGAAGUACAGUUCCUACACUCUUGUACUGGGUGCCUGGGGAAGCGUUACAGUAGUUGGAAUGGUGGGGUUGAAACUAAAGAACAGUUGUUUGACUUAAAAGCCGUUUUGGUACUAAUCCUUAAUAAGAAAGACAAAAACAUCAAAAUUGCCUCACAAUGACUGGUAAUUAAUCUUCCUUGCUAAUUAAAUUGCACCUUCUUAUAAUGACCAUCUGCAAAAGCAUCCAAUGACUUUUUAAAACGCUUAAAUGUAUAUUUAGGAGUAAUUGAUUUUAAAUCCAACUAAAACCAACAAAUGUUGUAUAAAAUACCUAAAUAUGAAAAAAUCCUAUGGAAAUCCUGUAUUUUUGUUGUUGUUUUACUUGUUUAAAAACUAUCAUCUGUACUUAUUUUGGUCAUGUUUAAUAGGUUUGGAAAUCUGUUUAUUCUGGCUCUUUACUAAUACAAUAGUAAAUGAGUAAUAACAGUGUCAGUGACCU